AAUCACCUCUUGAGCGCUCGUGUCCGAGCUGCGCACCAGUUGAGCGCCAAAGUCUGCAGCGGCGACACGCUCGAGGAGCGCGACACGUGGAGGACUCGACCGAAGCGGAUCUCCCUCGUGGUUUCUGGUUUGCUUUUAUGAAGUGAGCCCACUGGUCGGAGCUGCAAUAGCGUUCGCGAGAAGUUCACAAUGCGGGCUACUUCCCAAUCAGCUUUUGGGACGACGAUCCGUUUGGCUCUGACCAUGGCGCUCCUGGCGGCAUGCAGAGCGUCCGAGUACGAGUAUCUGAGCUGGAAGUCGGACUCGUACAACGGCGGGCGCAGCUACGGAAAGCCCCCGCAGUGCGUGGACAUCCCGGACGACCUGCGACUGUGCCACAAUGUGGGCUACGGUCAGAUGCUGUUGCCCAACCUGCUGGAGCAUGAAACCAUGGCCGAGGUGAAGCAGCAAGCCAGCAGCUGGGUGCCCCUGGUGCACAAGAACUGCCACCCCGGCACGCAGGUAUUUCUCUGCUCGCUCUUUGCGCCCGUGUGCCUGGAGCGGCCCAUCUACCCGUGCAGAUGGCUGUGCGAGGCCGUGCGGGACGGCUGCACCCCCAUCAUGGAGGCCUUUGGCUUCCCCUGGCCGGAGAUGCUCACCUGCGACAAGUUCCCGCAAGACGACGUGUGCAUCGCCAUGUCUCAGCCCAACGCCACCGAAUCCACAAAGCAGACAGGUUACUCUCCCAUUUGCCCUCCAUGUGACAAUGAAAUGAAAACAGAUGCCAUGCUGGAGCACAUGUGUGCCAGCGAGUUUGCUUUUAAGACCAAGAUCAAGGAGGUGAAGCGAGAGAACAUGGACCGCAAGGUGAUCUUUCAGAAGAGAAAGAAGAUGCUGAAAGCAGGCAACCUGAAGAAGAAAGACACGAAGAAGCUGGUGAUGUACUUGAAGAAUGGCGCAGACUGCCCAUGUCAGCAGCUGGACAACUUGGGGAACCACUACCUUAUCAUGGGCCGGAAGGUUGACAAGCAGUUCCUGCUCACUGGCAUCCAUAAGUGGGACAAGUCCAGCAAAGAGUUCAAAAAGGCCAUCAAGAAACUCAAGACCCACAAAUGCCCCGCCUUCGAGAAUGUCUUCAAAUAAAAUGACCUCCCUCCACAAUUAGUCACCUCUCCUCCUACAUAUGAACUUGCACAAGCAUUAAACUCUGAAACUUUGCUUUUUUAUUGUCUUGUUUAUAUCUAUAUAUCUUUCUAUGUUUACACAUAUCAUUUGAAAUGUCCCUUUUACUGUUUUGAGUGAGUGAUGGCAUCACAAAUUGAAGUUUAUUCAUUUCUUCAGCUGAGAAAACUACUCUCCUGCAUCUUAAUUUUGGCAACGUAUAUGUAGAUGCUUUCUCAAAUUUUGAUAUCCUACAGGUCAGCCUAUUUUGCUUGAAGGUAAACAUUUUGUAAGAUCAUUUCAACUGGGCGGCACCCGUUAGCACAUCUGCCUCACCAUUCUGAGGACCGGGGUUCAAAUCCCGGCCCCGCCUGUGUGGAGUUUGCAUGUUCUCCCAGUGCCUGUGUGGGUUUUCUCCGGGUCCUCCAGUUUCCACCCACAUCCCAAAAACAUGCAUAGUAGGUUAAUUGAAGACUCUAAAUUGCCCGUAGGUGUGAAUGUGAGAGUGAAUGGUUGUUUGUUUAUAUGUGCCCUGUCGCUUGGCUGGCGACCAGUUCAGGGUGUGCCCCGCCUCCCGCCCGAAUUCAGCUGGUAUAGGCGCCAGCACGCCCGCGAGGAUAAGUGGUACAGAAAAUGGAUCGAUGGAAUUUCAACUGGCUCUGUCUUCGUUUAUGUUAAAAGAAUGCAAUGAUAGUUAACAUUUUGUAAUGAUCAAGCAUGGGUAACAGCUUGUUUGUUGUUCAUUUCCACAUUUUUUUUGACACCCAAAAGGGAGCCUGUUUUUUAUAUUCACAUCCAAACGAUCAAAAAUAAACUAAAUGAUUAGUAAAUGAUUAUAUUGUUUGCAUUUGGAGCUCCAACAAUUCAGAGCACAUCACACGUUUUCUAAGGAGAAAAGUGAACAAUGACCGAUGCCAUGAGAAGAUUCUGUUGUUGAGAUAAAGCCACUUAGCUUGUUUUCAUUGUCAUGCUUCUUACAAACUCUCACAGAAACCUUAAUUCCAAUCACAACAUAUUUUGCCAGGGUGUCACUUUUGACCAAAUAUUAUGUGCCUCUAGUGCAACUUUGUAUUUGUAGUAAUCAUUAUUAAGCUGAAUUGAAAUUGUUUGCAGUUUGACAUGUUUUCACCUGAAAAAGUGUAAACUGUUGUCUGAAGUGUUUUGUUUGAUAUUGUUGGUCUGUUUUAGCACUAUUUUGUGUGCAUUUCUGACUGUUACGUGUACAUACAAAUUUUACAUAAAUAAGGAAACCCUAAA
This is a messenger RNA of Phycodurus eques (leafy seadragon), 2397 nucleotides long. RefSeq names its product secreted frizzled-related protein 1a (gene sfrp1a). Gene Ontology annotation, molecular function: Wnt-protein binding. NCBI's taxonomy places the organism in Eukaryota, Metazoa, Chordata, Actinopteri, Syngnathiformes, Syngnathidae. Bases 190 to 1122 code for a protein of 310 amino acids. The transcript has 3 exons. The record is from RefSeq and is a predicted model, not a curated record. Gene Ontology annotation, biological process: canonical Wnt signaling pathway; non-canonical Wnt signaling pathway; negative regulation of canonical Wnt signaling pathway.